ACCUCUUGAAAACAACGAAAACACGAAGUAGGCGCUGGAAUUUUUUAAGUUUCCAAAUUAAAUGUUUUACAUCAACAAAUGCUGCAUGUGAAAUAAAUAAAAAUCGCGUUAUGUACUGCAGUUAGCCGUCGUAACAAGUGCGUGCCAACGUUUGAAAUGAUGCACCAAAUGAUGAUCUAAGAACAAAAGCUAAUUCAAGAGUGGCAGCAAUAAGGGAACGAAAAAAAAGAAAGCUUCCACAAUGUGCGACGGUGAAAUUUGUGAGCUAGUGAGUCAGCAGCAAGCAGAGCAGGCCGAGCCGCAGCGCGUGAAUGGCGGUGAAGAGGAAAUGCCACAGGAUCAGUCGACGUCCCCGAAGCAAUCUUCGCGAGUGACCAAGGAUCCAGUGGAGCCUUGUGAAGUGGCGCAAUGGGGGCUGGACGAAGUGGAAAACUGGGCCACCAUGGAGAACUUCUCCAACACCCUCAUUCGUUGCUUGCGAUUUGAGCAAAUUGACGGCGAGGUGCUGCUGAUCCUCACCGAGGACGAUGUCCGGGCCCUGCGCUACAAAUUGGACUACAGAUUCUCAUUUGGCGAGCUCAAAAAGUUCUGGGUGUCGCUCUCCCGCCUCCAGAGGCUGGUGAAGCUCAGCGGCGCCCCCACGGACGAUGCCGUGUUGAACGAUCUGUCCCAGAAAUCCAAUUCGCAGCCGCUGGUCGGCUCUGGUGGUGCGUCCUCGUCAUGCGCCUGCCCGCCAGCGCAGCCAUUGGACUGCCCCAGCUAUGUGUCCGACUGCGAGACGUAUUUGCGCAUGGGCAGAGGCUCCGUAGCCCCGGAAUACUUUAAGACCGCAAUGAGCUUAGGUUACUCUUUUGUUGUGACCUGGAUAACGUCGUUCGUUAUGGUGAUUGUGCACGAGCGCGUGCCGGAUAUGAAGCGCUACCCGCCAUUGCCGGACAUCUUCCUUGACAACGUGCCACACAUUCCCUGGGCCUUCAACAUGUGCGAGAUCACGGGUUCGCUGCUGUUCACCAUUUGGCUGUUUGUCCUGAUCUUCCACAAGUACAGAAUGGUGCUGCUGCGACGCUUCUUUGCACUGGCCGGCACCGUCUUCCUGCUGCGCUGCGUGACCAUGCUGAUCACGUCGCUGAGUGUGCCGGGCACCCACCUGCAGUGCAACCAGAAGGACUUUGCCAUCGAUGACGCCAACGUGGAUAUGUUCGGUGCCCUGGUCAUGCGCAUGACACGCGCUUAUCGCAUCUGGAGCGGUUUGGGCAUGUCAAUUCAGGGCGUGCGAACGUGUGGCGACUACAUGUUCAGCGGCCACACCGUGGCCCUAACGCUGCUCAACUUUUUCAUCACAGAAUAUACGCCGCGCAAUCUGUACUUCCUGCACACACUCACCUGGCUGCUGAACAUGUUUGGAAUCUUCUUCAUUUUGGCCGCCCAUGAGCACUACUCCAUCGAUGUGUUUGUGGCCUUCUACAUUACCUCGCGUCUGUUCCUCUACUACCACACGCUGGCGAACAACAGGGCCCUCAUGCAAAGCGACUCCAAUCGAACGCGCAUUUGGUUCCCCAUGUUCAGCUACUUCGAGAGCAGCGUACAGGGCAUUGUGCCCAACGAAUUUGACACGCCCGGCAGCCUGAUCGAUGGCCUGAUAGAUCAGCUAUUCAAAGCCAAGGACUUGAUGAUGGGUGGCGCCUAUCGCUACUGGAUGGAGCGACAUUUGUCCUCGAAAUCAUCGAUGCACAUGUUUGCCGCCGAGUCCGACAGAUAUCUGCAGUCGCGCGUCUACAAUUUGCGACAGACGGCGAGCAGCACGAGCGGCAUGGCCACGCCGCCCACAGCUCAGCCCCCGCCACAGAACCUGAAUGGCGGUGUCAGAGAUAUCAGCUUGGACCCGUACUCCUCUAGUGCGAGUGAGACCUCGGCACAGACGCUCGCCCAAGUGCCGCUGCUGCGGGAGAAGAAGGUGCUAUGAUUCACAGCCACUUGGCUCUUCCAUGGGGCAUGGCCCGACACACUCUCAAAAAUCCAUUUAUCGAUGCCGUUCUUCGUAAAGCAAACAAAAUGCUGAAAAACAAAACACACCGACUGAUA
This is a messenger RNA of Drosophila subobscura, 2082 nucleotides long. RefSeq names its product sphingomyelin synthase-related 1 (gene SMSr). The transcript has 4 exons. Gene Ontology annotation, molecular function: ceramide cholinephosphotransferase activity; sphingomyelin synthase activity. NCBI's taxonomy places the organism in Eukaryota, Metazoa, Arthropoda, Insecta, Diptera, Drosophilidae. The coding region runs from base 242 to 1963 and encodes 573 amino acids. The record is from RefSeq and is a predicted model, not a curated record. Gene Ontology annotation, cellular component: endoplasmic reticulum membrane; Golgi membrane. Gene Ontology annotation, biological process: ceramide biosynthetic process.